Seriola dumerili (greater amberjack) is the source of this 847-nucleotide messenger RNA. RefSeq names its product mitochondrial ribosomal protein L55 (gene mrpl55). Gene Ontology annotation, biological process: translation. The transcript is spliced from 3 exons. Gene Ontology annotation, molecular function: structural constituent of ribosome. Lineage: Eukaryota; Metazoa; Chordata; Actinopteri; Carangiformes; Carangidae. Gene Ontology annotation, cellular component: mitochondrial large ribosomal subunit. Bases 74 to 541 code for a protein of 155 amino acids. The record is from RefSeq and is a predicted model, not a curated record.
CAAUGUUUGACCUUCUGUAGGGAAGUGCUUCCUUUCAGGGCAUAUGACUGCACCACCACCAGACUAAUAUUGGAUGAGUAUUUUCUUCACGGCCAACAUGUUUCUAAUGAAGCUCUGUGCUCCUCGGAGUCUGUUAUCGAGGUGGUCUUGUGUAUGUACGUGCAGGUGUGUUUGCCCUGUGUUCACGCGGACAGGAUGCCAGUCAGUGUUACCGCUCCGAGCACAGAUGGCUUCUCUGUUCCACACUCACGUCGCUCAGCUCAACUCCAACAGGACGUCCAUCGUGCGCUGUGAUCGGUAUAAAUAUGAGAGACUGUACCCUGUGAUGCUGGUCCGGCCCGAUGGAUCUACAAUCAACAUCAGAUACACAGAACCCAGACGCAUCCUCACGAUGCCAGUCAUUCUAUCCAGUCUGUCUGAAGAGGAGCGUCGAGCUCGGCAGAAAAAGAGAGAGGUCAGGAAGAAGCAAACAGAGACGGCAGUCCACUACGAAGAUGACUUUGAAGUUGACAAAUACAGCCAAUUCUGGCAGAAGAAAUAACUUCUUUAUAUGUGAAUCCCUAAAAAACAGGCUCUCAUGUAAAGCUUCCAUUUGUCCAUAUAAAGUAUGUUGAAAUUGGGUUGUUUUCAUUCCAAAAAAGGGAUUUCUCCAAAAACUUCAAACAGGACACCGAAACCCAGACUAAUGACACUUGUAUGGCAGGGUGACUGUCUGAACACCGUGUGUUGCAGGAGGGAACUCUGUGGCUGAGUUUUACCUUGAUUCUGGGGUUACUCUAAGAAGUGUAAAUAACCCUAAAAAGCUGGAAACCUUAAUGUAAAGUUAAUAAAUAGUUUUAAAGCUGUG